This is a messenger RNA of Prosopis cineraria, 558 nucleotides long. RefSeq lists its product as uncharacterized. The record is from RefSeq and is a predicted model, not a curated record. The coding region runs from base 153 to 419 and encodes 88 amino acids. The transcript has a single exon. NCBI's taxonomy places the organism in Eukaryota, Viridiplantae, Streptophyta, Magnoliopsida, Fabales, Fabaceae.
CACACUCACUUCAUCUUCCUCCAUCAAAACAUAAGCAUCUUAAGCUUCCUUCUCUGUAUAAAAGAACCACACUCACUUCAUCUUCCUCCAUCAAAACAUAUAUUCAUUUUACCACUGAGCUGAACCAACCUUAGUUACAGAAGAAUUAAAAGAUGAGUUCAGCAAGCAGAGCUUGGAGUGUUGCAGCAAGUGUCGGAGUUGUGGAAGCCUUGAAGGAUCAAGGCGUGUGUAGGUGGAAUCAUGCGUUCAGAUCAAUUCAGCAACAAAUGAGAACUCAAGUGAGGUCUCUGUCUCAAGCAAACAAGCUUUCUUCUUCCUCUUCUGCCAUGGCCUCCACCAGACUAAAAGAUAGCCACACAAAGCAGGCUGAGGAGUCCUUAAGGACGGUCAUGUACUUAAGUUGCUGGGGUCCCAACUAAACUAUAUUUUUGGAUUGAACUGAUUUAUCGGCCAUCUCUUUCAACAACAUGGAGGCUGAUAAUUCAGGGGCUAUUAUUUAGUCCUUCCUUGGUGCUUGUAUAUAUAAUGUUAUUAAUGAAACUCUUUUUCUCCAUUCAA